This is a messenger RNA of Protopolystoma xenopodis, 390 nucleotides long. The record is from the annotation of a GenBank genome assembly. NCBI's taxonomy places the organism in Eukaryota, Metazoa, Platyhelminthes, Monogenea, Polystomatidea, Polystomatidae.
AAAGUCUUCCCUCUGCUUGAUCUUCUCCGUUGUUUGGCCUGUACAUCAGUUGUCUCCCACUUGCUUUUCAUUGGACCCUCGACUCCCACGACUGAUAAUACCACUUCUCUCCCCAACGCCGCUCCUCCAUUCACGAAUCUACUUCGACUCAGCCUUCGUCAGACUGAUUUGCCCUCAACCAACUGUCUCUUAGUGUUGCGCCUUAUCGCUAAUGGUCUGGCCACUCUCUGCGCCGACUCUCUUGCUACUGAGACCAAUGACGACAAUAGAAUCACCGACCUUUCAACUGGACUCACCUAUCUUAUCGAGUGUGCUAAUGAAGUUGCUCAACUGGUUACUGAUCCUACCCGACUUCAGUUAGAGUUGAAGAAGCAGCAUCAGGUGAAUUAA